AUGGGCCAACCGUCUUUUCAGGCAUCCAAUGCCAUCAUCUAUCUCACAUAUGGAGCCUUCCUCGUUCUGGGAACAGGAAUCGCUUGGCGGAUGAGAAACCAGUCCAAGCAGGAUUUCUUGAAUAGCAAUGGAACACAGAGUGCCCUCGGAGCUGGUAUUCUCUUCUCCUACCCUGAGCUCGCAACCAUCACCGGUGUUCAGGGAGUCAUCAUUUACGCCUUGGCUUCGGCAUUGCCAAUGCUCCUUUUUGGAGCUCUCGGACCUAUUAUCCGUCGCAAAUGUCCCGAAGGCUUCGUCUUGACAGAGUGGACGAGACAGCGAUAUGGAACCGUUGCAAUGCUCUACCUCAGCUUCAUGACCUUGGUUACCUUGUUCCUGUACAUGGUCGCAGAGUUGUCUGCUCUCGGUCAAGUUGUUAGCACAUUGACCGGAAUCGACAGCCUGCCAGUCAUCAUCGUUGAAUGCGUCAUCACCACCAUCUAUACUUCCUUGGGUGGAUUCAAAAUCUCGUUUUUGACAGACGUCGUCCAAGGCGGGAUGGUUGUUGGCCUCAUCAUUAUUGCCACCAUCACUGUUGGUGCCAAGACAGAUAUCCAGCGCGACCUUAUCGAUUCGUCGCACCUCCUGGAACCCAGUCUUCUGGGCUGGCAGCUCCUGUACAUUUUGCCUGUUGCCGUUUUCACCAACGACUUCUUCCUGUCCAACUUCUGGCUUCGAACAUUCUCCUCGAGAUCUGAUAAGGACCUAUGGAUCGGUGUGUCCAUUGCCAUGGUCACCAUUCUAUGCAUCCUCACGCUUGUCGGCUGUACCGGUCUGAUUGCUGCUUGGAGUGGCGCAUGGCCAGGUGAACCAGCGCAGGCGGGCUCAUUGGCAUUCUUCUUGCUACUUGAGCGGUUGCCCAACUGGGUUGUUGGCAUUAUCCUCGUCAUGGUUGUAUCCCUCAGUACCGCUGCCUUUGAUAGUUUGCAGUCUGCCAUGGUGUCUUCGGCCUCCAAUGACUUGUUCCGCAACCGCCUCAACAUCUGGUACAUCCGUGGGAUGGUCGUGCUCAUCAUCAUCCCUGUCGUGGUUGUCGCACUGCGGGCAUCGUCUAUCCUACAGAUUUAUCUCAUCAGCGAUCUCCUCUCCGCAGCUACCAUCCCCGUCCUGUGUCUCGGACUCAGCGACAGACUCUACUGGUGGCGUGGGUUUGAAGUCGUUGUCGGUGGCCUGGGUGGAAUCUUGACAGUCUUCAUCUUUGGAGCUAUUUACUAUGGCGAUGCCAAGGAAGGCGCUCAACUUCUUCUGCUUGAGAAUGGUCUGUACGCCAAUGAUUGGAGCGCGUUUGGCGCAUUCGUCGCUGCCCCUUUUGGUGGGCUCCUCUGGGGCUUUGGUGCUCUUGCGCUGCGCUUGUCUUUCCAGUAUAUCAAGGCCAAGAUUCGCCAUGAGCGAUUUGAUGCCCUGGAUCGACCACUGAUGACUCGCACGGUCAGCGACUCGGAUGUGCCGCGUGAGACUGUGGUCACGUCCACAAAGGCUGGCAAGUUCUUUUAA
Messenger RNA from Pochonia chlamydosporia 170, 1533 nucleotides. Its product is annotated as urea transport protein. The transcript is spliced from 4 exons. The record is from RefSeq and is a predicted model, not a curated record. The coding region runs from base 1 to 1533 and encodes 510 amino acids. NCBI's taxonomy places the organism in Eukaryota, Fungi, Ascomycota, Sordariomycetes, Hypocreales, Clavicipitaceae. Gene Ontology annotation, molecular function: transmembrane transporter activity. Gene Ontology annotation, biological process: transmembrane transport. Gene Ontology annotation, cellular component: membrane.